CAUUGUCGAUCUAAACACUAGGACGUUAUCAGAGGUUAUCGUGCUCUCGGCUGCUGUCCUUAUCCCUGCUACUUUUCGGAGUGUCGGAGCAGACCCUAUGGCGCAACUCGCGAUCAACGCGGCCAGCCGCACCAUGCUCUCAAAAGCCCUUGGGCAACAACGUCUUACUCCCAAGUGUGUGCCCCAUCUAGCUGUCUCUCGCCACGCUCAUGUGGUCCAAGGAGUGCCGCAGCGUCGCAACGCGCGGGACACCAUCGCGCAGCGCUCUGUAAUUGCCCGGGGAAAGGUCGAGAAGAUCUCAGGCGAGCAGCUCGAAGUAGAAAUUGCAAACCGCGAUACCACAAUCGUUGUGGACUUCUUCGCGACCUGGUGCGGCCCCUGCCUGCUGCUAGCCCGGGAGCUGGAACAGGUCGCCGAGGAGUUGUCCGGCAAGGUCAAGGUGGUGAAGAUCGAUGUGGACGAGAACCCCGACCUCUCCAACAUGCUGCGGAUCCAGGGCCUGCCCACCAUCGUCUUCAUCCCCAAGGAGAACGGCAAGCCAGCGCUGCGCACCGAGGGCUGGCUGCCCGCCGCGCAGAUCAAGGAGAUCCUGGAGCAGCUGGAGACCGGCGCCACUCCGCAACAGCAGCAGGGGGGGCAGGAGCAGGGGGAGCCGCAGCAGCAGUAAAGCUGCAGAGGCGGUGAAGCAGGAGCAGGCGCGAGGGCACCACAGCAGCAGCGGCUGCCGGUUGAGGGCUUCUAGGGUGGGGGCGAACCAUCCCAUGGCAAAAGACAGGGCAGGGGCGCAGCGGGCUCUACUGUAUCUUACCUGAGCCGCUGAGAGCGCCCACAUCAGCAUCUGGAUCCGGACCUGGGUUUGGCGGCAGCAGUGCCGUACAGUGGUGGCCAGCAGGUGGCAUGCGACCACCGCCCGGUCUCCUCACCCUGCACACCGGACUAGCCGCACAAGACACCUGGUUGGGGGGGCCGCGGUGGGGGCUCGUUGCUGCUGUGGUGGCGGCGGGUGCUUCACCGGUCGGAUUUUGCUGCUGCUGCUGUUGUUGUUGUCGCAUGUUGGAGGCGACCGGCCGCGCUACCCCGGCGGCUGUCCGGGGUGGUGAUGGGAUGGGUGGUGGGUUGCUUUUAAGUGCCUUGCUGCAUGUGGAUGGAUGCGUGCAGCC
Molecule: messenger RNA, 1160 nt
Organism: Astrephomene gubernaculifera
Lineage: Eukaryota; Viridiplantae; Chlorophyta; Chlorophyceae; Chlamydomonadales; Astrephomenaceae
Source: the annotation of a GenBank genome assembly